UAACAAAAGCACACAAUCAAAACUGCAUCACAGCCUUCAGAACACAACUCACCAAGCUGCAAAAAGCAGAUUUAGUUUCUUUUGCAGAUGGUCUAUGAGUCUCAUGUGGCAUCAUAUUAAAUUAUAAAGGCAGUCAGUCGCUUGUUCUGAAGCGAUGCUCCGAGCUGAGAGUUGUGAUGUGCUUGGACCAUUCUGUUGAAAAACAGGCUCUAAAGCUAAUACAGCUUCUCUGAAGAGCAGCAGCAGAGGGGCCUGCGAGGGGCUUCAAACACCUCGAGGACUGCAGUCCCCCCUGGGAUGCACUAUGAGGGUGGCCCAGGGACCCCACGAUGGGCUGUGGAGCGUUUUGCCCUAAAGUAUCUGAAUUACAGGAAGAAGGAAUGAAUGCCAUUAACUUGCCUCUCAGUCCAAUUCCAUUUGAACUAGACCCUGAGGACACUAUGCUAGAGGAAAAUGAAGUCCGAACAAUGGUUGAUCCAAAUUCAAGAAAUGACCCAAAAUUACAAGAACUAAUGAAGGUAUUAAUUGACUGGAUUAAUGAUGUGUUGGUAGGAGAGAGGAUUAUUGUGAAAGACUUGGCUGAAGACCUGUAUGAUGGACAAGUUUUGCAGAAAUUAUUUGAGAAGCUUGAAAGUGAGAAGCUGAAUGUUGCAGAAGUUACUCAAUCUGAAAUUGCUCAGAAGCAGAAGCUACAGACAGUGCUUGAAAAGAUCAAUGAAACCCUUAAACUCCCCCCAAGAAGCAUUAAAUGGAACGUUGACUCUGUUCACGCUAAAAGUCUCGUAGCAAUACUUCAUCUUCUGGUUGCAUUAUCUCAGUAUUUUCGAGCACCAAUCAGACUCCCCGAUCAUGUGUCCAUUCAAGUGGUUGUUGUGCAGAAACGAGAAGGAAUCCUCCAGUCUCGACAAAUCCAAGAGGAAAUAACUGGUAACACUGAGGCUUUGUCAGGAAGGCAUGAAAGAGACGCAUUUGACACUUUAUUUGACCACGCUCCAGACAAGCUCAAUGUAGUGAAAAAGACUCUCAUCACCUUUGUGAACAAGCAUCUGAAUAAACUGAAUCUGGAGGUGACUGAACUAGACACGCAGUUUGCAGAUGGUGUGUACUUAGUCCUGCUAAUGGGUCUCCUAGAAGGCUAUUUUGUUCCCCUGCACAGCUUUUUCUUGACUCCUGAUAGUUUUGAACAAAAGGUCCUCAACGUAUCCUUUGCAUUUGAGCUAAUGCAAGAUGGUGGACUGGAAAAACCAAAGCCAAGACCAGAAGAUAUUGUAAAUUGUGACUUGAAGUCUACACUGAGAGUACUGUACAAUUUGUUUACCAAAUACAGGAACGUGGAGUGAAGAACUGAUUUGAGUUGUAAAGGAGUGUUAAUAUCAUAGCUAGUGUAUCUUUCAUUCGUAUUCCUCUGCAUCUUUAUCCUAAAAGGAACUAAACUGUUUAUCUGAAGAACUCUUAAUUGAUUAUUCUUGCACUACUAUUUUCAUAGUAGAUUUAAAACUAUAUAACUAAAAAAGAAAAAAAAGGUUGGAGGAAAGUAUUUGAGUAUAUUCUGAGAGUAUUCAUGUCUCAAUUGUCUUCACGCUGUUUUUAGUAGGUUAAACAACAAUGAAACCAACCAAUUUAGUAACUUUGAUUCAAAUCAGCCUUUGAAGCCAGUCAUAGGAAGAUUCUUAAUUGAGUACUUUAAUAUUUUUUACAUUUAUCUUUUUUGAAUCUGGGAAGGGGAAGAAUAUUUUCUAUCUAUGAUACGACAGUUCCAUUCUAAUUGUGAGAAAUUAGAAUGAAAUGGAGGGAAACAGUUAAAUACACUUGUUCACAUGACAGCUAAAAAGAAGAGACUUUACUUGAUUAACAUACAUUUCCAGUGCUAUUAUGAGGCUUUAAUUUUAUAGGUACAAACUGAAGUGGCUAGUCAUUCCUUCAGACUUAACUAUAAUGGGAUACUCUGCUUUAAAUCUGUGUUAUUGAGCAUUCCACAGCAGCACACUUUGCAGCUUGUCACUUGGUUUUGUUCAAGGCAGAGAUCUUUUUUGUAAAAGAAUUUUUACAUUUCAGGAAGACACAUCUGUAUAAUACAGGUUUUCUAUAAUAUUCGUAUUAUUACAUAAUAUUAGAAAGUAGAAGAAUGUAUUGGUUUUGUUUUGGUAGUUUAAUCACAGGAUUAUUGGGUUUAGAUUUAUUGCUAAAUAGGAUUUAGAAUUGUCCCUUUGGUUGAUUUUAUGAUGAAUGUAUUUUGCUGCAUAAUGUCCAGCGCACACACACACACAAAAUAUUAAUUUUCUAGAAAUAUUCCCAUAGUGUUUCAGAUACAAAAGCAAUGCUUUUUGGUCAAAACUACUCCCACCUGCAAAGAUUCCAUCACUUUGUAAGGUUCUUUGGUGAUUUUAUAUGCUUAUAAAGAUUUAUUCUAUCUAAUAAUCACCAAGUAUAAGCUGUUUUCUGUUGGUUUUUAGCUUUAACAAAGACACACAGGAGAAAUGGGAGUUGAUUUUUCCCUUUGACUGAUACCAAGCACCAGUUAUGUUUCUGUAAAGAAGCUGAUAGAGGCUGCCUGAAUCACUUCCUAAACAAAGUAUUCCAUUGCAACCAUAGAUUCUUGGAAUCCUGGGUUACACAGUGAAGAAAAAAAAUCCUUAGGCUGAAAUUCUUAGACAACUGUUCAGAAAUCUUUGGGCUGCUUAGUGCAGGAAGGAGACUUGUUAAUAGUCAUCCAGUUCUGGCAGAACUUGUUUAGGUAAAAGGAAAAGUGAUUUGUCGGCUCCUGAGUCAGUUCCUCGGAAGAAAGGCAGUGCUGGCAAGAACAGUCAUUAACAGUUAUAUGUUACUUAUUAUGUAAAGCAUGACAUAUUUUUCAAUUUUCCAGGGCUUUUUUUUUUUCUUUUAUGUAGAGCUUUCCAGUACAACAUUAGCAAAAAAGGGAACUCAAGCAAUUGCUUUCUAUCUCUGAUAAACACCAACUGAUGUUUUGUAAUAAGGUGAUACUGACUUUUGCUGCAGGGCUAUGAAAUUAUUCUUCUGAGAAGUAAGUAUCAACUUUUUCAAGGGAAAGUUAGUAUUCAGUUCAAAUGACAAUACCUGGAUGUUCUCGGAACUCAGAAAUUGUUGUCUGAUUGUUUUAAGUGUUCUAAAUAUCUUUGUUAAGAUAUUUUCUUACCUCUGUAUUUUUACCUGAGUUUCUGAAAUUAGAGGUACAGAAUAUAACAAUUAUUUGCCCUUUACAGAGAGAAAUAACUGGGCAUUUUGACCUCAGUGAAAAUGAACAUGUUUUCAUUACAGCUUUAAUAUCUGAGAAGCUAAACAAUAGGAAUUAACCAAACAUUUUCUGAGCAAACUGAGAUAGAACUUGCCAUGUACAUACCAGCAGCCAUUUCAGUUCAUUUUAAUGUUUAACAUGUAAGUUUUUUAUUUGCACACCUAGAUUUUAGUAACUGUAAUAGUUCAUUAAAAGGAGUAUGUUUUUCUGCAGAUCAUGCUCAGCUAAAACACUUUUACAUAUCAACAGUGACAAACGAUUUUGAUUGCCUUUGAUUUCAGGAGUGCACUUUCUUUAGAGAAGGGAUUAAUAUAUGUAAGGUGAACAGUGAAACUAGUUUCUUGUCUGGACUUAAAAAUAAGUAUUUUUUGUGCUAUAUUGAUGCAACAUUUUUGGAGAUUUUGAAGCCUAUCAAACUCUAUUUUCCAGCCUUAAAAACAUAAUACUGAGACAGAAUGAUUAAAUCCUCAUGCUGAAAUGCAGUUAUGCAGAACCAGAGAAACAUUUAAACAUCCAACCUUUACACAAUUAUCUAUUCUAUGGUAACAAUAUAUGUAAAUUACAAUCCACUAUAUAAACGAGAGUGUCCUAUGUAAAUAUAGAUCCAAACUAAAUAUAGUUUUAACACACUCACACAAAUAGUAUAUGCUGCCAUGUAGGAGUGGGUCACUGCUUAUAUUUUUGACAGUGUAGAUUUAAAUAGCUAUCAGAUAAAUAUGAAAUCUAAUAUACAGAUUAUAUCUAAUAUUUAUUGCUUUGAUACAGAAUAUUAUAGAAAUAUAGAAUACUACUGUAGACAGUUUGCUUUUCAGCCCUUGGUGUAGGUCAGUCCCUUCCUCCAGGGAAGGGAAGUGUUAAGUUAGCUGGGCUGAAUUCUGCCAACACCUUAAUUGCUUUUAUUCUUGAUACACAGCAGUGUAUACUGAUACAGUGCUGAAUGCAGAAUUUUCCUCACUGUUUAUAUUAAGAUAGAAGUUGUUUAAAUUUUAGGUCAAUCCCAGGUUUAUUUAUAAUUACUUUAAAUAAUUAAAUGGAUCCAAGUCAAUUGAUUUAGGUUGUGUAAGACGUGAGCAACCACCUAGAGAGGCCAGUUUCUCAACUGGUCCCAGAGAGAGCCCCUGGUCUCAAGGCUACCUUCUCAGCACUUGGGCUGGAUUUCUAAAGCCAGCCAACGUGAAUCCAAGCCACUGCCUGAAGAUCUCAUGGUGGUAUUUGGAUCUCAUCCACCAGACCCAUGUGCUUGUCUGUUGUGCUCUAUCACAUGAAGGCCCACAGGAAGCUGAGUCCACCAAAACCUGGUAGUAACAAACAGUAAACAUUUCUGCUGUUGGGGCAGCCAAAAGAACAUCUUUCUGUGCUUCUCUCACUUCUAAUUCAUUCAUUGCAUCCAGCAAUAUAGCAUCCAGAUUUGUUUUGUGGUUAGAGAUAGCAUCCUUUCCCUGUUGAUGGAUCCUGAUAUGCUUUUCCAAACACAUAAAACUUACUUUUUUUUCUAAUAGGAACUACAGAUUUUUCAUAGUGUGUCCAUAAGAUGUUGUCAAGAUAAUUACUUAAAAUCCUAAUAUCUUGAAGUCAGCUCCUUUCAGGUUUCUUUCCCAGCUGACUGGCAUUGAGUUGCCAUAAGGAACAAGCCCUAUAAAAAAGCUAUUGAAGGAACCUUUGCAUAAUUUUACCCAAGACACACUCGCAAAGUCCAGAAUUGGAUUGCUCUGCAUUUCUGAUGGAGGAGAGGCACACAGAGCUGACUGCAGAAUAUCUAGUUCUUUGCAUUUCUUAGUCAGUAGGUAUCUUCCUGUUACAGGGGGUAGCAGCCCUUGCAGCUACAUAGCUCAGGAAUUCAAGUGGACUAGCAAGAGCUGGGUAAGGUCCUUAUCUACUUCAAUUAACCGUGGACUGAGUUGCCGAGUGGUGUAUCCCGUGUAAACCAGUGGCGUUAAAACAACAGAGCCUCUGUUUUACAGAGGGUAACAGUAAUUGGAAAUGGUUUACAUUCAGGCAGAAUGUGUUGAUUGAGGUAAACGCUACUUGGUCGACUUUUGUUCUUACUUCUUUACUGCAAGUGUGUUUUUAAAUUCAUGUUUCAGAUUAAUUUAGCAGACACCUUACUGCAAGCGGCAGUGUUGUAAAACAGAAUGGCUUUUAGAAGUAAAGGGGUUUAUUUCAUUAGAGAAAGAUAUAUAUGAUAUUUAAUAUACUAGAUACCAGCUUUAGAUCUAGUUUUUGUUAUUCUUAUCUUCCUAUCAAAACAACCUUCAUAAAUGGCCAAGCACCCAAAGAGAAAACAGUGCCUUGAAGACCUCUUGCAAAAUUUUUUACACUGUUACCUAAUAGACUUUUGUCCUUUUACUUUAAGAAUUAGUAUGGGGUUUGUCUUUACAGUCAGAGUACAAUGACAGACUGAAGAAAUCUUUUAUAAAAAGUUAUUAUUAGUUUGAAUUAAGAUAUUUUAUUUUGAUUUAUCACAUGGAAAAUUGAGAUCGCAUCACCAAAAUUCUAAAAUUAGGCAUAUCUUAGCAUCCACAGAUUUUCCAAAGAGGUUUUGAGUCAUUUAACAUUUACAAGGGCUAAUUUUGUGUAUUUAGACAAUAUUUUGUGUGAGUUUUUUUUCUUCAAUAGUGAGAUUUUCUUUUUUGUCUAACAAUUUAAUACUAUGCACUCUGCAACAAGUCCUUGAAAUAUUUGGUUCUCAACUUCAAUAUCAAACUAAUUAAGAAAAAAAAGAAUAUUUGAAAAACUUACUUAACACAUAUCUGAAAAAGUAUUGUUAGUUUAAAUUAAGCUGCUUGCUUUCAACUGCAGAGUUAGUGGCUUUCACAGAAUAUAUAUACUCUGUAAGCAAAAGACACACUCUUUUGAUGACUUUUUCCCUGUGCUUUUUCUGAAACCUUUGUUAUGAUCCACAAUAAAAUUUGCACCUGAAAAUCAA
Molecule: messenger RNA, 6179 nt
Organism: Empidonax traillii (willow flycatcher)
Lineage: Eukaryota; Metazoa; Chordata; Aves; Passeriformes; Tyrannidae
Gene: PARVA
Product: parvin alpha
Exons: 13
Coding region: 330-1340 (336 amino acids)
Biological process (GO): establishment or maintenance of cell polarity; cilium assembly; substrate adhesion-dependent cell spreading
Cellular component (GO): cytoplasm; focal adhesion; actin cytoskeleton
Molecular function (GO): actin binding
Source: RefSeq, a predicted model, not a curated record